Poecilia latipinna (sailfin molly) is the source of this 5566-nucleotide messenger RNA. RefSeq names its product hepatocyte growth factor b (gene hgfb). The coding region runs from base 92 to 2251 and encodes 719 amino acids. Gene Ontology annotation, molecular function: serine-type endopeptidase activity; signaling receptor binding. The transcript is spliced from 18 exons. NCBI's taxonomy places the organism in Eukaryota, Metazoa, Chordata, Actinopteri, Cyprinodontiformes, Poeciliidae. Gene Ontology annotation, biological process: proteolysis. The record is from RefSeq and is a predicted model, not a curated record.
UUGUGCAGUGGUGGAAGCAAAGUCUCUUGGUAUCUGUCAGAGCGCACAGCAGGCAGCGUUUCCAUUUGUUUUCUCUGCACGUUGUUGUGUAAUGAAGGCGAUGUGGAUUUACAGGCUCGUUGUUGGACUCGCAGUCGUUUCUUGCUGCGAGGGCAGGCGAAAUGCUCUCCAAGACUAUCAGAAAUCCGAAGGUACCCGACUGGCUGUUGUGUCUCCAGAUUCCUCACAUUUGACCAAAAGCAGGAAACUGAGCUUAACCAAAUGUGCAAAAACAUGCAGUCGCGGAAAAAGACUCCCAUUCAACUGCAGAGCUUUCCUCUAUGAUCAUCGGAACAGGAAAUGCCAGUGGCUUUCAUUUGACAGAAAUUCGCCAGGAGCUCAAAGCCAUCAGAACGUCUACUAUGACCUCUAUCAAAAGAAAGACUACAUAAGGGAAUGCAUUGUGGGGACAGGUCAGAGCUACAGGGGUCGGAGGUCAGUGACAGUCAGUGGGAUCCUGUGCCAAGCCUGGGCCUCCCCAAUACCUCAUGAGCACAAAUUCAUGUCUAAGCGGUACAGGAAAACGGACCUAAUAGAGAAUUAUUGCCGCAACCCAGACAACUCCACCGUUGGUCCAUGGUGCUUCACCACCGACCCCAGGCCACACCUCCGACACCAGGAGUGUGGCAUACCGCAGUGUUCACAAGUUGAGUGCAUUACCUGUAAUGGGGAAGAUUACAGAGGACCAAUGGACUACACAGAAAGUGGGAAAGAAUGUCAACGAUGGGACCUGAAUGAACCUCACAAGCAUUCAUACCACCCCUCAAGAUACCCUGACAAAGGCCUACAUGACAACUACUGUAGGAACCCUGACGGACGUCACCGACCAUGGUGCUUUACCACAGACCCAAACACACACUGGGAGUACUGCAACAUCAAAGUUUGUGAAACCCCUCCUAAAAGUCCUGAGGCGGAGACAACCGAGUGUUAUGAGGGCAGAGGAGAGGGUUACAGAGGCACAGCGGACACGACGCCCAGCGGACUCGCCUGCCAACGCUGGGAUUCUCAGUAUCCACAUAACCACACAUUCCUACCUGAAGCUUACCCUUGCAAGGACCUGAAAGAGAACUACUGUCGAAAUCCAGACGGUCAAGAAUUCCCCUGGUGUUUCACUACAGACCCAAGAGUACGCACAAUGUUCUGCACCCACAUCCCUCAGUGUGGCGUCCAGAACAGUCCUGUCAGCGACUGCUUCUUGGGCUUUGGAGAGAAUUACCAAGGAGAGCAGUCAAGGACUAGAUCAAACCUACCCUGCGCUCCCUGGAGAGACCACAGCAACAGGGGGGAGAGGGGCAUGCUGAUGGCUGGCCUAGAGGGAAAUUUCUGCAGAAAUCCUGAUAAGGACAAACAUGGUCCCUGGUGUUUCACCAACAACUCUGCCAUUAGCUGGGAUUACUGCAACGUAAAACCUUGUGAUGCUUUGCAAAACAGCAUUCCACCAGUCUUUGUAGCUGAGCCAACCCCUGUGAGGUGUUUUGUCCAUAAAAGAACCAGGAUUGUGGGAGGAGCUCCAGUUGGCAUAUCAGACGGCAGCUGGAUGGUUAGCAUACAGAAAGGAUCAGUGCAUUGGUGUGGAGGUUCUCUUGUGCGAGAGGAGUGGGUACUUACUGACAGACAAUGCUUCUCCUCCUGUGUUCCAGACCUCAGCGAGUAUCGGGUGUGGCUGGGAGUCUCUGAUCUUCGAGAAGGAUCUCCUGACAGACCUAAGAGACAGGAAGUCAGAAUAGCUCAAGUGAUAUGUGGUCCCAAUGGAUCCAGCUUAGCCCUCCUGAGACUCUCAAAGCCCGCCCGUCCUGCAGACAACGUCCACACAAUUCAGCUGCCUGUGGCCGGAUGCUCCAUCCCAGAGGGAACCAUGUGCAAAAUGUAUGGAUGGGGAGAGACAAAAGGCACUGGUCACGAUGACGUCCUAAAGGCAGUGGACUUGCCCAUUGUUGGAAAUGAUAGGUGCAGAGAAAUGCAUAGAGGGAACUUCCACAUCACCAACACCAAGAUCUGUGCAGGGGGGAAAAGGAACGAGGGAGUGUGUGAGAGAGAUUAUGGGGGCCCUCUUGUGUGUCAAGAUGGUGAUCUCAAAGUUAUUGUUGGCAUCAGUGUCCAUGGCAGAGGCUGCGCUCGAGCCAACCAGCCUGGCAUUUUCAUUAAUGUCCCCUUCUACACACAGUGGAUUUACAAGGUCUUUCGAUAUAACCCAAACUCUGACACUGCUUAGAAACAAAUCACUACUACCGGACUAAAUUAAAACUAGACCCUCUCUUCUUUAACUCCAGUGGACAUCUUUAACUCAGGACAUCUGGUUUCUGUGACUCAGAUACCUGUGGGGUCUGCAGCUGAAGAUGAAAGUCUGAGGAAGCAUUUGCAGUGAUGAUGGCUUUAAAAUCACUAGCAAAUGCCAUACUGACUUCAGUACAAGGAGUCAGUAACUAGUGGUUUAUUGCAAAGAUGGAAACGUAUUACUUCUCAUAUCGUAGACAUGUAACAUCAUGUAAUUUUUGAACCAUCUAGAGGGAGAACAGUUUUGAUAAAGGGAGUUAUUACAUAAGAAAAGGAGUCAGUCAGAACCAGAGUCAAAAAAUACAAACAGGAUUGCGAAAAAGAAUUUGCCCCUUUUACCUUACCUGUUUCGGUUCCUGGAACAAUUAUUAAUAUUAGAUAAGAUGACCAAAGUUAAUUCUACAAAGCAGUCUUUAAAUUAUUAAUUCAUUAAAGGUCAAAAUGCAUCCAGACCAACCUGGCCCUGUGUGAAAAAGUUAACACCUGGAUAAGACAUGAAUUAACUUUGAUUUAUCACAAUAUUUUGGAAAGUUAAUUUCAGUAUCUCUAGCCAUGCCCACACGUGAUUAUUGCCACAUGUCUGUAAAAAGAAAAAAAAAAUCAUUUAAACAGAACCUGGUUUUCAACACAGAGCACAGUAAUAUAUCAUACAUUGUAACACAUGAUGCCCAGUCCUACAGCAAUAAACAGAUGAGGAACUAAAACUUUGAUAAGCCACAGUGAAGAUAAUUAUAUACAAUUACCAAUACAUUGCACAAAGCUGAACCUGACAAGCAGUGGCCAGCCUACGAAAAUUACUACAAGUGUAUAUUCAGGAAGUUACCAAAGAACUUAGAGCAAUAUAUACAGAAGGCUUUAGUUGCUUCAGUGAUGAAGCAUGAUUCAACAAUAAGAAAGAAAAAAUGGCGUCCAUGGUAAAGUUCCAAUGUGAAAACCAUUUAUAAUCUAAAUGAACAUCUCAUCUUUGCUAAAAAGGUGUUUGGCAUAUUUUGUAGACUUCCGAGAUAAAAAAUUUAACUCCUCAAAAGUUGUGCAAUUUGAUAAAUCUGGUUCAAAGCUGAUUUAGAAUCACAGAUAAGGAAAAUCAUACUCAAAGUGCAGAAGCUAUUUGAAUCCAAAGGGAUGUAAAAGACUUGACUGCGUUCAUAUUUUCCUCUGAACUGGGAAAUUCUGACUUCCCAGUCAGAAAAAUCAAUUGGAACUCCCUCCGAUGUCAGAUUUCCCGCUGGGAAACUGGGAGCAACUCUUUAUUGGAAGGGAUUGCAUAAGACCGACACAACACCUGUCAUGAACAUGAAGGUUUCUUCGUAAAUGUCAAUGACUGUUGUCAUGAAGUGUCAUUCGUUAAAUGACACUUUUAUUCUAAAGUUGACACCUUUAAUGUCUUUUUGAUGCAAGUUUUAAUGCAACUUUGCUUUAAAAAUGUCAUUAUUUACCUUCAUGACAACAAGCAUUAAUGAAGACUCCGUCAUGUUCACAACAGUUGUGUCAAGUUUAUGACAAUGUCAUGUCGAUCACACUUCAAAUAAAGUGUUACUGAUGUUUAUUUUAAAAGACAAACAUGCGAGAGCGUGUCUAUGUUCAUUGUAACACCUGCAACUAUAAACUAAACAAAUUAAAAGUGAUGUUUGCUUACGGAAAAUAAAGUUUAAAGCUGAUGUUUGUUAGAGGUACUGUUAAUGUUUGUGGGUGUCGCCAUGUUGAAAUUCCAACUGACCUUGGGUGACCUUGGGUCUGACGUGAAACUGAGCUUCGAGUUUCCGAUUUCCGAUAGAACUGGAAAGCAGCGUUAGUGCCACUAACUUUCAACCCAUGACAGCAGUGGCUGCCACCAAACGAAGCCUAACCAAUUAGGUUUGUAGGGCAAUUAUUCUUUCACAUAGUGCCAUGUUAGUUUGUAUAAUAUAUUUAUCAUUCUUAUUGUAUCAUUCUUUGAAACUUCUUUUUCUCAGGUUUCCAUUCUGUAUGACAUCUGUCAACCUUUGCAGACUUUCCAUGUGUCCACUGUAGAUGUGUGUAUGUGAAUUCUCAAAUCCUGGUAUUACUUGAAUGAACUGAAUACCAAAUGCAGAGGUUCAAAUGUUGGGCCAAUUAGAAAACCAACCUGUGGUAGAACAUGUUGAGGGCACUCCAUCCAUUUCUGAGGGGCUUAAGUAAAGCAAGUCCUUUAUGUAAAUAUAUAUUAAAUGAGUGUAUUUGUGACACUCUUAAUGUAAUUUAGGUCUUAUAGAUCUACAAAAUGAGAACAUGAAUGUUGUAUCAAGCAGAUAGAAGAAAAAAUUAAAGUGAUUUUUUUUUUACAGUGGAAAAUUUCUGUCAUCUUUCUGUCUCAUAAUUGUUAGAUUAAAAACAAAAUCCUACAUUGUAAUGCUAUCACAGCACCAUGGACUGUACAUAUGUGAUCCCUUCUGUGUAAAAAAAAAAAAAUGAAAGAAGUGCCUAACUUUUAAGUUAUCAUUCAUGUAUAUUCAUAGGCUCAUUCUGUACAAUUUCCAAUAGUUCACAUUUUGAACCAUUGUGGUUAUUCCUGUUUUGUUUUUGUCCUGUUUUGUUCAUUUCUGCAGUAAUGAUUGAGAAAAAAAAAAACCCAUCUACACAAGGAGAUAAUGUAGUCAUAUUUAAUGAAUUAGAAUGCAAUUGACAAGUUUCAGUAACUCAGUUCAUUAACACUUGUGCGUGCAAGGACUGAGGCAAAUAAUGCAAGUGAUACGGGUGUGGGGUCGGUUGGACCCCAUUUGUAAACACAAGGGUUAAGUGAAACAGAUGUUUUCAAGUCUCCGUCUCUUUUAAUGAUCCAGAUUUUCUGCUUAUUGUUAAUGAAAAUUAGAAAUUUCAGAAAAAACAACAAAAAAACAUUUUUAAUACAGAAAUGUGGCCUCAAUGAAAAGUAUGUUUUAUACCUGCUAAAUCUUAUUUUCAGAAACCAGGACUGAUUUAUCAGUGCAGGCAAAACUCGACACAUCCUUAGUCCCUCCACUCCGAAUGUUAAUUUCACAAAGUCAGUCGAAUUUUAUGUACCAGGAGUUUGCCUGUUUUAUCAGAAUGACACUUAAAUUUACAAAACUUGAUAUUCAUCAUAUCCAUAUUAUGUAUGUACAAUUGCGAUAAAAUGGUUUUUCUCGCGUGUUUUGGCACUGAAAGCUGCUACAGUCUACAUGUUGUACAGUAUUGCCUUAUGUUUUCUGUAUAAUGUACAUUUUCUGUAAGGUUCCACUUACCCACUAUGCUUAAGAAUAAACAGUUUACCUAGUGA